AAUGUUCGUAAUGUUUUAAAAUAUAAAAAACCUAUAUAAUGACUUGGCUUACUCGAAUGUUGUGGUGUUUCUCGAUCAGGCUCGACUUAGUCGCGUUUACUUGAGCUAAGCUCCUAUUUCCACUAAUCCUCCAGAUUCCGCAAUUUCUUGACUCGACAACUCUGCCUGCCCGGGAAUUUCACUCACUCACUCAAAUCUCACUCCAUGUGCCCGACUCAUUGGAAUUGAGAUUGGGGUGGUGGUGGUGGUUGUGCACUCACUCACUCGCUCUCCGGUUGAGUGGAACUGCGCUGCUGCGGUGAAUAGCUCUCAGUCUGCGGACGGCGAUCGUUGGACUGCCUACCUGCCUCUGCCGCUGCCGCUGCCCGCGUCACCAGGUAAGGAGUUCCUCGGUUUCACUCGGGGACUCGUUUCUGCUUCGGCCCGAUUCGUUUUUAGCCGGUGUCCGUCGACUCGGAGGAUCAGUAUCCUUUUGGCAUCUUGCGAGCGCGGUCGUUUGCCGCUCUCCUUCGAAUGAACAUUUAGAAUACAACGAUUUGAAAACCAGAACGAUCUGAAACCGCCUGUUAAGUUUUUGUUGUUCGGACAUUACUAAAAAGUACGUGCAAUAAUUGUUACAACUAUUUUCGAACUCGAGCCAAAGUUAUUGUGUUGUGAAAAAGACCAAUUCGAAGCAGAAACAUCUUGGAUUAUCUCCCACUUGGAUAUACAAAUUAAAAUCGUUACAAAAUGGAUUACAAAAACGAUAUUAAUUCCGACGACGACUUCGACUGCUCCAACGGCUACAGCGAUAGCUAUGGCUCCAGUGGACGCAUGUCCAAUCCCAAUGGAUUAUCAAAAGCAGAACUGAGAAAGACAAACAAACCGAUUAUGGAGAAACGUCGCCGAGCUCGCAUUAAUCACUGCCUCAACGAACUGAAGUCCCUUAUCCUGGAGGCGAUGAAAAAAGACCCGGCUCGUCAUACCAAACUGGAGAAGGCCGACAUACUUGAGAUGACGGUGAAGCAUCUGCAGUCGGUACAGCGCCAGCAGCUCAACAUGGCCAUCCAAUCGGAUCCCAGCGUGGUCCAGAAGUUCAAGACGGGAUUUGUGGAGUGCGCAGAGGAGGUGAACCGCUAUGUUAGCCAAAUGGAUGGCAUCGACACGGGUGUUCGUCAGCGGCUCAGCGCCCAUCUGAAUCAGUGCGCCAAUAGUCUGGAGCAGAUCGGGUCAAUGAGCAACUUCAGCAACGGAUACCGUGGUGCUAUGUUUCCCGCCGCAGCUGUCACGGCUGCUCCCACUCCGCUGUUUCCCUCGUUGCCGCAGGACUUGAACAACAACAGCCGCACGGAGUCGUCGGCUCCCGCCAUCCAAAUGGGCGGACUUCAGCUGAUUCCCUCACGUUUACCCUCGGGAGAGUUUGCCCUGAUCAUGCCGAAUACCGGAUCCGCUGCUCCGCCUCCGGGACCCUUUGCCUGGCCAGGAUCUGCAGCAGGAGUCGCAGCUGGAACAGCCAGUGCCGCCUUGGCCAGCAUUGCCAAUCCCACACAUCUGAAUGACUACACACAGAGCUUCCGAAUGAGUGCGUUUAGCAAACCAGUCAAUACCGCAGCUCCGGCCAACCUUCCGGAAAACCUCAUCCACUCGCUGCCCGGGCAAACGCAGCUGCCCGUAAAGAACAGCACAAGCCCACCGCUGAGCCCGAUCUCCUCCAUAUCCAGCCACUGCGAGGAGUCGCGGGCUGCCUCGCCCACCGUGGAUGUGAUGAGCAAGCACAGUUUCGCCGGCGUCUUUUCAACUCCGCCACCAACCAGCGCUGAGACCUCCUUCAACACCAGCGGAUCCCUCAACUUGAGUGCCGGAAGCCACGACAGCAGCGGAUGCUCGCGAUCGCUGGCCCACUUGCAGCAACAGCAAGUGACCUCUACCAGCGGAAUCGCCAAGCGCGACAGGGAGGCGGAGGCCGAGUCCAGCGACUGCUCCUUGGACGAACCCUCGUCCAAGAAAUUCCUAGCCGGCGCCAUCGAAAAGUCAAGCUCCGCUUGGAGGCCGUGGUAGAUCAUCUGCAUCUGCCUCUGCAUCUGCAUAGGCCACUUCUAUGUUACGUUUAUACAUUGUUAAUUUAUUUCAUUGCAAUUUUUUUCAAAGAUCACUUCAAUGCUUUAGAACCCCAUUAAGUUUCUACGAUUUCUAUAUGUUUUUAUGUAUCCCCGUUUCGCUUUCUUCUUUUUAAGUUCAGCUGUGAUUUUGUAUAUUUUUUGUGUAGUUCUCGUUUAAGCUUUUUAUACGACUAUUAUGUAGCUCAUUAACUAAUUCUGUUCUUUAAUGUUUCUUUAACUGACCAAGUAUUUAAGCACUUAAACGUGUUUUUAUUUAAGUUAUGUAGUUUUCAUUGUAUAGCGUUUAU
Molecule: messenger RNA, 2386 nt
Organism: Drosophila santomea
Lineage: Eukaryota; Metazoa; Arthropoda; Insecta; Diptera; Drosophilidae
Gene: dpn
Product: protein deadpan
Exons: 3
Coding region: 730-2037 (435 amino acids)
Biological process (GO): regulation of transcription by RNA polymerase II; regulation of neurogenesis; anterior/posterior pattern specification
Cellular component (GO): nucleus
Molecular function (GO): protein dimerization activity; DNA-binding transcription factor activity, RNA polymerase II-specific; RNA polymerase II cis-regulatory region sequence-specific DNA binding
Source: RefSeq, a predicted model, not a curated record